Messenger RNA from Ochotona curzoniae (black-lipped pika), 6043 nucleotides. RefSeq names its product malignant fibrous histiocytoma amplified sequence 1 (gene MFHAS1). Gene Ontology annotation, molecular function: protein binding. The transcript is spliced from 3 exons. NCBI's taxonomy places the organism in Eukaryota, Metazoa, Chordata, Mammalia, Lagomorpha, Ochotonidae. The coding region runs from base 222 to 3380 and encodes 1052 amino acids. The record is from RefSeq and is a predicted model, not a curated record.
AAUGCGAUCUGCGCUCUCCUCCGGUCGCCGCUGCCGCCCCGGAGCUGCGGGCACCUGGCCGCUGGCUGCGCUAGGACCCACGGCCGCCGGCUGCCGAGGGGCGCUGGGAAGGAAGCAGCGGGAGCCAGAAAGCCCGGGAGACGGGCGCUGGCCGGAGCGCAGCACGGCAUGCAGCGGCGGGCUCCCGCGCCCGCGUGAGGCUGUCGGCCCCGGGGCCCGCCAUGGCUGGGAAGGACUGUGGCAACCUGAAGACGGUGAGGUUGUGGCGGGACGCCGCCCUGCGCGCCAGGAAGCUGCGGAGCAACCUGCGCCAGCUCACGCUCAGCGCGGCCGGAGGCUGCCCAGCUGCUGAAUCUGACCCGCUCGAGUCCCCCGACGCUCCCCAGCUUGUACUGCCGGCCAACAUCGGAGACAUUGAGGUGCUGAACCUGGGGAACAACGGCCUGGAAGAGGUGCCUGAAGGGCUGGGGUCGGCGCUGGGCAGCUUGCGCGUCCUGGUCCUGCGCAGAAACCGCUUUGCCCGGCUGCCCCCGGCCGUGGCAGAGCUCGGCCACCACCUCACCGAGCUGGACGUGAGCCACAACCGGCUGACGACCCUGGGAGCGGAGGUGGUGAGCGCCCUGCGGGAGCUGCGCAAGCUCAACCUCAGCCACAACCAACUGCCUGCGCUGCCCACCCAGCUGGGUUCCCUCGCCCACCUGGAGGAGCUGGAUGUCAGCUUCAACCGACUGGCACAUCUGCCUGACUCCUUCUCGUGCCUCCACCGCCUGCGCACCCUCGACGUGGACCACAACCAGCUCAGCGCCUUCCCCCGGCAGCUGCUGCAGCUGGCCGCCCUAGAGGAGCUGGACGUGUCCAGCAACCGGCUGCGGGGCCUACCUGAGGAUAUCAGUGCCCUGAGUGCCCUCAAGAUCCUGUGGCUGAGCGGGGCUGAACUGGGCACGUUGCCCAGCGGUUUCUGUGAACUGGCCAGUUUGGAGAGCCUCAUGCUGGACAGCAACGGACUGCAGGCUCUGCCUGCCCAGUUCAGCCGGCUGCAAAGGCUCAAAAUGCUCAACCUCUCUUCCAACCUCUUCGAGGAAUUCCCGGCCGCUCUGUUGCCCCUGGCCAGCCUGGAGGAGCUCUACCUGAGUCGUAACCAGCUCACGUCGGUGCCGUCCCUCAUCUCGGGCCUGAGCCGGCUUCUCACUCUCUGGCUGGACAAUAACCGCAUCCGCUACCUGCCUGACUCCAUCGUGGAGCUAACCGGCCUAGAGGAGCUGGUGCUGCAGGGCAACCAGAUCGCGGUGCUGCCGGACAACUUCGGCCAGCUGUCCCGGGUGGGUCUUUGGAAGAUCAAGGACAACCCACUGAUCCAGCCCCCCUACGAGGUCUGCAUGAAGGGGAUCCCCUACAUUGCCGCCUACCAGAAGGAACUGGCUCACUCCCAGCCUGCUGUGCAGCCUAGGCUCAAGCUGCUCCUGCUGGGCCACAAGGCUGCGGGCAAAAGCUUGCUGCGCCAUUGCCUCACGGAGGAGAGCAUGGAGGAAGUCCAGGGAGCAGGGGACAAGGAGAAGAGCUGCCCACCCUCACCUCCCCCCGGGAGCAAGGGCAUCGAAGUGACCAGCUGGACGGCUGAUGCGUCCAGGGGCCUGAGGUUUAUCGUGUAUGACCUGGCUGGGGACGAGAGCUAUGAGGUGAUCCAACCCUUCUUCCUCUCUCCAGGGGCCCUGUACGUGCUGGUGGUCAACUUGGCCACCUACGAGCCUCGCCGCUUCCCUAGCACCGUGGGCUCCUUCUUGCACCGGGUGGGAGCGCGGGUGCCUCAUGCCGUGGUAUGCAUCGUAGGCACGCACGCAGACUUGUGCGGGGAGCGGGAGCUGGAGGAGAAGUGUCUGGACAUCCACCGCCAGAUCUCUCUGCAGGAGAAACGUGACGCUGAAGGGCUCAGCCGGCUAGCCCAGGUGGUGGACGAGGCCCUGGCCCGGGACUUCGAACUGCGCUCGGCCAGCCCCCAUGCAGCCUACUACGGCGUCUCCGACAAGAACCUCCGGCGGCGCAAGGCCCAUUUCCAGUACCUGCUCAACCAUCGGCUACAGAUCCUCUCUCCCGUGUUGCCGGUGAGCUGCAGGGACCCCCGCCAGCUGCAGCGCCUCCGGGACAAGCUGCUGUCAGUGGCCGAGCACCGAGAAAUCUUCCCCAACCUACAUCGGGUCCUGCCUCGGUCUUGGCAGGUGCUGGAGGAGCUGCAUUUCCAGCCACCUCAGGCCCAGCGACUUUGGCUCAGCUGGUGGGACUCAGCGCGCCUGGGCUUGCAGGCGGGACUGACUGAGGACCGGCUGCAGAGCGCGCUUUCCUACCUGCACGAGAGCGGUAAGCUGCUCUACUUUGAGGACAGCCCGGCCCUCAAGGAACAUGUCUUCCACAACCUCACCCGCCUCAUCGACAUCCUCAAUGUCUUUUUCCAGCGGGACGCUUCCUUGCUGCUGCAUAAACUGCUGCUUGGCACCAAUGGAGAGGGAGAGGCUGAGGCAGACGGCGCCCCCAGCACAGCGCUCCUCUCCCAAAACCAGGACCUGCUGCGGACCACCCAGCUCCAUCAUUAUGUGGAGGGCUUUCUGCUCCACGGGCUCUUGCCAGCCCACGUCAUUCGGUUGCUAUUGAAGCCUCAUGUGCAGGCACAGCAGGAUUUGCAGCUGCUGCUGGAGCUGCUGGAAAAGAUGGGACUCUGUUACUGCCUCAAUAAACCCAAGGGCAAGCCUUUGAAUGGAUCCACGGCCUGGUACAAGUUUCCAAGCUAUGUACAGAAUGAGGUGCCCCAUGCAGAGGCCUGGAUCAAUGGGACCAACUUAGCGGGCCAGUCUUUUGUGGCGGAGCAGUUGCAGAUCGAGUACAGUUUUCCCUUUACCUUUCCACCUGGCUUGUUUGCACGCUACAGUGUCCAGAUCAACAGCCACGUGGUACACAGGUCGGAUGGGAAAUUUCAGAUCUUUGCAUACAGGGGCAAAGUUCCCGUGGUGGUGAGUUAUAAACCUGCCAAGGGAGUCCUGCAGCCAGAUACCCUGUCCAUUGCCAGCCAUGCCUCAUUACCAAAUAUAUGGACCGCGUGGCAGGCCAUCACCCCCUUGCUGGAGGAGCUGAAUGUUCUGCUUCAGGAGUGGCCUGGUCUGCACUACACCGUGCACAUCCUCUGUUCUAAGUGCCUUAAGAGAGGGUCGCCUAAUCCACAUGCUUUCCCAGGGGAGUUGCUGAGCCAGCCCAGACCAGAAGGAGUGGCCGAGAUCAUCUGCCCCAAGAACGGCAGCGAGCGAGUGAAUGUUGCCUUGGUUUACCCACCGACGCCAACCGUGAUCAGCCCCUGUUCCAAGAAGAACGUUGGUGAAAAGCACAGAAACCAGUGACUUUCAUGGCUGUGACAUUUCUGUGGAGCAGAGAGCGCACCAGGACUUCCUGGGACCACCCCCCCACCACCACCCCUACCCCUGUUUGACCCCGGCUGGCCCUCCGCACUCCUGAGCACCUUCUGCUUGAACUGGAAGGAAGCAAUGUUCAGCGUCUGAGAACCCGGAAGAGGUGGGGAGAGGGCAGGGGAAGGAGGGAGAGAUUAUGGAGCAAAUGUUUGACAACCUGAACCUCAGAACUGUGAUCCUCCAAGGAGAGCACUACUUGAAGACAAGGAAAAAAAAAUGUCGGACGGCUUCUCAGGGAUUUUGUUUUCCGCGUACAUACAAGCCAUAGGUUCAGUCCGGGUGGCAGUAUUUCGAGCCCUCAGAUUUCAGUUCUGUUCAAUGUGAAAGAAGGAUCGACUGACAUUCAUCGCUGUUCCCGUAAACUAGUGUAAAAUAUGUAUAUGUUUAUCUUUAUUUUUAUAAUAUGCAAAUACAUUUAAAUUUAUACAGUUUGAAGCUUCUAGCAUUAGUUGACACUGGGUGCAAUAUUUUGCAUGAGAACUGUGCCAAACUGGAGCUGAUCUCUUCUUUUUCCUGUGAAACUAAAUUUUUUUUUCUUUCUUGUUUUGUCAAUCCUCCUUCUCAGAUGUGAAAAACAAAACAGGUGUCUGUCCAGGAGCCCAUGGUUCUAAGCUUGCCGGUAGGCAGCUGGGCCCUUAACUGCAUUUCCAACCAUGGCAGUGCCCCACCCUGCUUUUCCAUAGUGGUCUCUGCCUGUCAGUCACCAGGCAUGCCAUAGUGUGAUUUCUUCCCUUCCCCCACGUAGCCUGAGUGUCGGGCAGAGCCAGGGACACCAUAGCAGUUAAAGGCACCCUAGCCUUGGCUUAACUUGAUGCAAAUCAGGGGUCUGUGACUGGUCAGACCAAGGGGCUCUGUGCUAGUAAAUCCCUUUCUAGACAGUCUGGAAAUCAGCACAGCACUUUCAAACUGGCUGGUGGACCCUCCAACAGGGGGCUUGCCAGGCGGAAGGCUGGGUCCCACCUUAGUGGUAAUAACAUAGAGCCUCUCAUUGGACACGGUCCACUGCCCAGGGCCAGCAAAAUGCUGGGUUAAAAAACCUCUGUAAGGUGCAACUAGAAAAGCAAACCUGCAAAUCACUUGCUCUCUUACACCCAGCUGGGGCCAAGCAACAUACGCUGCAGUAGUAGCACCUAAGCUUUGGAGAACGUAGAAGCCGUGUGUUUUCCUCCGACUUCUCCCCCUGGGAAUCAGACACCGUGGAGAGCCAACCGUUUCUCACCAGUGGCAGGCAAGGAACGAGUCAACUGGUAUUCCUCUUCCACUUCUUGUACAAAGUGUUGACUCUUGGAAUGCCGCAGCCUACAAAACGUGCUCCGAGAAAUAAACAAGUGGCUGCAUGGCAGGAAAUUGCACAUUUGUUUGGUGCAGAAUCUGCUGUGCCCAGUGAGGCCACUUGGCUGGCUCUGGACCAGCCAGUGGAAUUUAUCUGAUUUCCUCCAGCUAGAAAAGAGUCCCACGGAUCAGAUGACACUUGAAUGUCACGUGUCUCUACACUUGAAUGUGGCAUCAGUCAAGUUUAGGGGGCUCAUUUGCUUUUUGUACACAGUCACAAGAUAACUCGGGUUGAUCCUUUUGUCACAGUUCUCGUGUGUGUGUGUGUGUGUGUGUGUGUGUGUGUGUACUGAAUGGUAACAUUUACUUGCUUCAUGAACUAUUGAAUUGUUGGGCAAUAAGUUUUUUCUUUUUUAAUUGGCAUGAGACAGUUGCCACUGUCCAUUGAACCAACUUUGACCAGUCUUCUACAUGAAAAAAAAAUUCUGUUAAGUGUAUGAUGUUGGGCUGACACCCCCAAAGGGGGGAGGGCAUGGAAAAUGAAAGAAGUGCUCCUCAGAGCAGCACAUCCCUCCCCCCAAGUGUCUGCUCCUGGUGUGAACACAAGUGCCCACAGUCUUAAUAUCAGAUUUCUGACAACUGAUUUUUGUGCCAUCAUUGGAACCCUAGAGAAGCAGUAUAGGAGGUAACAUUGGUGAUGUGUGAUUCUACAAAAUGGGUGGCCCCUGGUGGAGGGUCAUGUAACCACCGAGAAGCCCCAGGAAGACAGGAGAACUAGUUUCGGGGAUGGGGGGGCUCGGGAUACCAGGAAUGCUCUGCUCCAUGGCAAUUUCUGCUGUCUGUGCAGGAAAUUCCAUUUUCUCUUUCAACACCUGCGAAGACUCAGUCGCUGGCCAAGGCUGACAGCCCAUUCACAAAGCACAGGAGGAAUGGUUUUCCAGCCGAGGAGUCCCUCACCUCGGCAAAAGAUGCCUUCCAGGUUUAUAAUGGUGUCUCUGCCUAAAACUGGUGGUAUCAAAACCACUUCCUGGAAUUGUAAGCGUGCUGCCAGAACAAAUGUCUUUUUCCCCCUUUUAAGAGAAAACAAACAAAAAAUACAUAGAGUGACAGUGCUCACAUUUGACACUUGUACAUUGGACUCUCUUUGAAUGAAUAAAAAAGGAAAGGGUUUGAUGUAAUUCCUGACAGAGUGCGUGUUGUUCUCCAUGCCACAGUUUGUGAAUUGUAAUUGUGGUUUCCUACUUCAUUGUCAUAACCAGGCAGAAAUCUAAAAAAAUUUAAUAAAAAUACAAACAAAUGAUUAAACCAUGAUACUUUUAGAA